UAAUGACAAACAGAAUGCUUGAUGCUUGUAUCGACUUAUGGUUCCUUUAAUGAAAAGCAUUCACGUAUUAUCGUUUGCUCUAUUUUUCCUAUUUGAAGCGAUAUAUUCAAUAUAAUAAAAUAUAUCCUUUUAACUAUGAAAAUAAUCAAAGACCUAAUACGAGAUAAAAGUACAUACAAUGGUUUAUAACCUCUCAAUAGUUACAUCACUGCUUGUUCUUUUCUUCUUGUAUAACAUAUUCCAAAGUGCAAAGUCCGAUGUAGCUGUCGCUAGCUCAUGAUAAUGAUUGAUAAGCGAUUAUCGUAAGAUAUAAUACAGUUAUGCAAAUACAUAAAGCGUAAAGGAAUAAGAUGUUCGCUUUGGAUCUGCUUCGUAAGAUUGCAUUCAAAUUAUUAUCGUUUUGAACACGAGAAAUUUUACAAUAUUUAUUAAAAUUACUUGCCGCUCUGUUCUUGCUAGUUAUAUAAUUGUAAGUUGAAAUAAAAAAAAAACGCAAAACUUGAUCGAAAAAGAUGGAUAUUGUUGUAAAGUUGAAUGAGCAAACGGCAGGGAGAGACAAAAUAAUAAGAUUGUUUCAAUAUGGGAGUCGAGCGUAUUGGUACUAUGCACAAAAUAUACAUAGUACAAGGUACUCUGCAGAAAUUUUGAGGAGUUUGGAAUACACUUUUAGCUCAUUUCGAAAAUUAUUGCGCUUUGGAAGAUGCUUAGACAGUUUCUAUUCCGCCCUAAAAAUGAUCAAGUAUCCCAAUCCUACAGUGAGAAUAACAUUAAUCAUGGCAAAGAUGGCAAAUGCUUUGUACUUACUGGCAGAUCAUUUUAUCUGGAUUGGUAGAGUGGGAAUUUUACGAAUUGAUUUAGAAAAAUGGAAUAAAGUUGCUAAUAAAUACUGGUUACUAACUAUCGUUAUGAGUUUAAUAAGAGAUAUUUAUGAGAUUGUUAAGAUUUUGGAACACGAAAAGAAUGUAUUUAAACGACAUCAUAUAUUAUGCUGUCUAAAAAAUCACAAAGAAGUAAUGAUGGAUACCGUUAAAAAUGGAUGUGAUUUAUUUAUUCCAUUAACAGCAUUGGGUGUCACGAAAUGUACUCCAGGUACAAUAGGUUUACUUGGAAUAAUUUCUUCGUUGAUUGCUUUGUAUACAAUUAUCGAUCCGCUUUAUAAAUUGUCUCCAUCCUAAGACAUUUUGUAAAUGCCUUUUCAUUCAUUUCAAGUCACUCAAUACUUAUAUAUGUAUAACAUAUAUUCAUUAUAUCGUAUUUACAUAUGAUUAUAAAGAAAAAGAGGGACACAGAUCGAGGGGCAGUUAUUUAUAAGUGUACAUAGUAACAGAAGCAAUAUUCUUAUAUAAAAUGUUAUAUAAUUACUUAUGAUGAAGGUAUGUAUCGAUUAAAUGGAGGAAAUGUA
Wasmannia auropunctata (little fire ant) is the source of this 1402-nucleotide messenger RNA. It is a transcript of the gene Pex11ab, whose product is annotated as peroxisomal membrane protein 11B. The transcript is spliced from 3 exons. Gene Ontology annotation, biological process: peroxisome fission; regulation of peroxisome size. NCBI's taxonomy places the organism in Eukaryota, Metazoa, Arthropoda, Insecta, Hymenoptera, Formicidae. Gene Ontology annotation, cellular component: peroxisomal membrane. The coding region runs from base 513 to 1175 and encodes 220 amino acids. The record is from RefSeq and is a predicted model, not a curated record.